Molecule: messenger RNA, 1043 nt
Organism: Sesamum indicum (sesame)
Lineage: Eukaryota; Viridiplantae; Streptophyta; Magnoliopsida; Lamiales; Pedaliaceae
Gene: ELF4-L3
Product: ELF4-like 3
Biological process (GO): entrainment of circadian clock; positive regulation of circadian rhythm
Source: RefSeq, a predicted model, not a curated record
UGUGUGUGUAAUCACAGUAGUCAUUUCUUUAUCUUCUCGAGGCCCUCCUUUUUGAGAGAGAAUUCUCUUGUUUUUCGCUCUGAAAAGCUGUUUUUUGUUUAAAUUAUUUGUUUUCAGCUCCUGGGUUUUUUUCUGGGUUCUGCUUUGAACUUUACUCUACGUGUUCUAUGUGUUAUACUCCAUUUCUGUUCUUCGUUCCGGGUCGGGGUGUGUGUGUGAGGAGAGUGAUGUGUAUGGAAUUGUACGGAAAGAGUUGGGGAGUUGAAUUCUUUCUUGUUUCCGAUCUUUAGGAGCAUCGUCAUGGCUUUGAUUCACUGUUUUUCUUUAAUGGCAGCACUGCUCUUUAUUUGAUUGGGGAUCCCAUUCUUACAUGGAGGGGGACACAUUUUCAGGCCUUGGUAAUGGCACACAGAUGGAUGGGAAGGUGUUGCAGAGUUUCCAGAAGAGCUUUGUUCAAGUCCAGAACAUACUGGACCAGAACAGGCUGUUGAUCAAUGAGAUCAAUCAGAACCAUGAGUCCAAGAUUCCUGACAAUUUGAGCAGAAAUGUUGGUCUGAUCAGAGAGCUGAACAACAAUAUCCGAAGGGUUGUUGAUCUAUAUGCUGAUCUUUCAACUUCUUUCACCAAGUCCAUGGAUGCUUCAUCUGAGGGGGAUUCAAGUGGUGGUGCUUAUGGGAAAGCUGGCCACAAGAGGCAUAGGCCUGGAUAAUGAGGGAAAGGGGCAGGAUGGAUGGAUGAUGGAUGAUGGGCUUUUAGUUCUUCCUGUUCUUGAUUCUUUGCAUGGUGGAAAACAAGUUUGUGCCACAACAAGUAUCUCCAGCAAGGUAGUAUAAAAACAUGUAUUUUAGAUUGUGUAAUUUGUAACUCAUCAGUUCCUCCCCCCACUCCACCCCACUAGUGAAAGUUGUUCUUUAGUGCCUGAUUACUCACCUGAAAUUUCCCAUGAGGAAAAAUAAUUGUAGCUUCAAGAACUGCUGCUGCUCCUUUGUUGUAACUCUGUACCUCUGAUCUAAUUGAAUCAAGAAUCUCUCUCUCUCUCUCUU